AGUGCAUGACUUUUCUUCCGGGUCUGAUCCAAUCCAACGAUGCGGUCCAUGAAUUGAAUGUAGAAAUUGAGAAGAAUGAGGAGCCUAUAUAUAUACCCCAUACUUCUCUCAAAGGGAAUAUCAAGAUAUCACAAGUACUUCAUUUUUGAGCUAGCCGGCCUCGAUCUUAACAAAUUCACAGUUUCUAUCUAAUAUAUCUUCUGCCCUCCCACUCACUCAUCUUCAUCCCAAUCCUUAAUGGAAGCAACAAGCGUCCCCCUCCAGCCUCCAACUUAUGGAAACUUCAUCACCGUUCUCAGCAUCGAUGGUGGUGGAAUAAGAGGGCUUAUUCCAGGAACUAUCCUUAGUUUCCUAGAAUCUGAGCUUCAGAAGCUGGAUGGGGAAGAUGCAAGAAUCGCAGAUUAUUUUGAUGUUAUUGCAGGAACAAGCACUGGAGGUCUUGUAACUGCCAUGCUAACUGCCCCAGAUGAGAAUAACCGACCCCUCUUUGCUGCUAAGGAUAUCAAGGACUUCUAUUUAGACCACUGCCCUAAAAUCUUCCCGCAAGACAGUUCUACAUUGUUUCCUUUUGUUACAAAGAUUUCCAAAGCUCUUUCCGGACCAAAGUAUGAUGGGGUGUAUCUACAUGACAUUAUUAGGGAAAAACUAGGAAGUCUAAAAUUGCACCAGACGUUGACUAAUGUUGUGAUCCCAACAUUUGACAUCACGCGACUCCAGCCAACCAUCUUUUCUAGCUAUGAGGUAAAGAAAAACCCAAGCAUAGAUGCCUUACUCUCAGACAUAUGCAUCGCCACCUCAGCUGCUCCAACUUAUCUUCCAACUUAUCACUUUGAAACCAAAGACGCCGAAGGAGAAGUAAUUAGAGAAUUUAACCUUACAGAUGGUGGGGUUGCUGCUAAUAAUCCGGCUUUAGUUGCGAUGGGUGAAGUGUCAAAGGAGAUGAUUAAAGGAAAUCCCGACUUCUUUCCUAUAAAACCAAUGGACUAUGGGCGGUUUCUGGUAAUAUCAUUAGGAACUGGCUCACACAAAGCUGAAGAAAAAUACAAGGCGACCGACGCAGCUAAGUGGGGCAUAAUGGAUUGGUUAACUAAGGGUGGUUCCACCCCAAUAAUAGAUGUAUAUUCUGAAGCAAGUGCAGAUAUGGUCGAUCUCCACCUCUCUGUUGUUUUCAAAGCCUUUCAUGGUGAGAAAAACUAUCUGCGAAUUCAGGAUGAUACAUUAAACGGAGAAAUAUCUUCUGUGGAUAUAGCCACGACAAAGAAUUUGGAUGAUCUUGUGAAAGCUGGCGAAGCACUACUGAAGAAACCAGUCUCCAGGGUGAAUUUGGAGACAGGCAUCUUUGAGGUUGCUAACCAUGAAACCAAUGAAAAUGCUCUCAAAAGGUUUGCAAAACUACUUUCCCAAGAGAGGCAUCUUCGCCAUGCUAAGUCCCCCGUUGGACAUGCUCUCCAUCACAAUAAAAAAUGAAGAUAACGUUACGAACGUUUGUUGAUUUUGUAUGUUAGUAAGUUUUGUAAGGUCGAGGUGAUCAGACGUAGAAAAGUCCUCCUCCUUAUUCAUAAAUUUUUCGUUUUAGGAUUUUCUUUGAAUAAAUUCCGGGUAACAAUAACAUGCUUUUAUUAUUGUUUUUCUGGUUCUGUAAUUAAGAAAUGUAAGCCAAGUAUAUAGGCUUCCAAGUUCCAUAUAUACAAGCAAUAUAUUUCCUUUUUUAA
Alnus glutinosa is the source of this 1712-nucleotide messenger RNA. Its product is annotated as patatin-like protein 2. Gene Ontology annotation, molecular function: glycerophospholipase activity; monoacylglycerol lipase activity. Lineage: Eukaryota; Viridiplantae; Streptophyta; Magnoliopsida; Fagales; Betulaceae. The coding region runs from base 238 to 1467 and encodes 409 amino acids. The transcript is spliced from 7 exons. The record is from RefSeq and is a predicted model, not a curated record. Gene Ontology annotation, biological process: lipid metabolic process.